This is a messenger RNA of Drosophila mauritiana, 777 nucleotides long. Its product is annotated as lysine-rich arabinogalactan protein 19-like. The record is from RefSeq and is a predicted model, not a curated record. NCBI's taxonomy places the organism in Eukaryota, Metazoa, Arthropoda, Insecta, Diptera, Drosophilidae. The transcript has a single exon. Bases 327 to 707 code for a protein of 126 amino acids.
GAAGAAUUCAAAAUGUAUACUAUUAUUAGCCAAACAUUUGUUGGAAGAACAAAGGCCUCAUUAUUUGGUUCAAUUUUAAGUCGCAUUUGAAAUAAGGUUUAUAAUAUUUUAUGAAAAGCCUACAGAAAUUAGCUACAACCUUUGUAUAAAUAACCUAGAUUCAAAAUACUUCCAAAUGACAUGGCGAAUUGCGACUUAGCACGCACAAAUAAACUGUUAGCUUGCGCAAACAAGAAAAAACAUCUUCCACUAAUUUGCCUAUAAAUGCCUUAGGCUUCAGCUAAACAAGAGCACAUUAGGCCCAACACCUAAAGAAUCCAUUAGAGAUGCGUUCGCAGAUAACUAUCUUCCUAGCCAUUGCGGUUUUCGUUUCGACUGCCUGGGCAGUGUCUGGUCCUGCCGCAACUCCGCCCGCUGAUCCUGCUACUCCACCGGCCACUGAUCCUGCCACUCCUCCGGCUACUGAUCCUGCCACUCCUCCGGCCACUGAUCCUGCCACGCCCACUACUCCAACUACUCCCACUACUCCCUCGGCACCCGAUAGCAGCACCACCGCACCCACCACCGUGGCUCCUUCCACCAAGAAACCAAGUGAGAAGAAGAAGACCGUUGUCCACUACAAGAAGAAGACCCACAAGCCGAUCAGACGCCGCACGAUCCGCCGCUCACAUGAAGGCAAGAGGAAGAACCGAUCCCGCCGGGAUUAAGAAGGACACCUCAUUUUGAACACCGCAGACCCUGAAAAUCUACUAGAACGACCCACAAGAACAGUUUUAA